Dermacentor silvarum is the source of this 5855-nucleotide messenger RNA. RefSeq lists its product as uncharacterized. Gene Ontology annotation, molecular function: metal ion binding. NCBI's taxonomy places the organism in Eukaryota, Metazoa, Arthropoda, Arachnida, Ixodida, Ixodidae. The record is from RefSeq and is a predicted model, not a curated record. The transcript is spliced from 15 exons. The coding region runs from base 1 to 2715 and encodes 904 amino acids.
AUGGCUGGCCCAUUCCAGGAACAGACGCGUCAGUUCCAGUCAGUGGCGACAGCGGCCGUUGAAGGCCGUAGUGAGAGCGACGAGGUGCUGUGCCAACAGAGCACGGUAGAGACAGCUAGGCCAGCUGUGAAUGAAUUGGCACAGUCACCGUGUGUGGGCGUCGCAGAAAUUGUUAGCGAGGUCGUUAACGAGGAACAGGUCACUGCUGACCCGACAGACACGAGCACCCAGGUCGAGUCAGGGCUGCGUGCCGAUGCGCAGUGCGAGCUGGACGAUGCAGUUGUGGGCAGUUCGCAGGAUUGUGAGCUGCGUAGCUCAAAGGAAAACAGCUGCAUGGUUCAGGGAUCAGUAAAGCUGUCUGCCAGUCUAGAAAGCCAAAAGAGGGAUGAUUUAGGCACGAAUCAUUCGGACUGUGCGGGUGAGACAGCGAUCGAGACCGACGAGCUGUGUGCCGAUGCACAGCGUGAGCUGGACAAUGCAGUAGAGGGCAGUUCGCAGGAGUGCGAGUUGCCUAGCUCGAAUAAAGACUGCUGCAUUGUUCCAGAGUCGGUAGAGCUGUCCGCCAGUCGGGGCAAAGAGGGAGAUGAUUUAUUAGUAAAUCACUCAGACUGUGUGGGCAAAAUAGUGAUCCGGACCGAGGAGAUAUGUAACGGUCAGCACGAGGCGCGAGCAGAUGACUCAAAAAAUGCCGAGCCAUCUUCUGGGUCACCAGCCAUUCUCUUCCUGACCAGCGGUUGUCAGCGCUGGCCGGUCGAGAUUUUCCGGGCCGCGGAGGAGCUGUUACGUUCGGCGACCAGCGGGGGCAGCGAUCUUGGAAGUACAAACUUGUUUGGUGGAGUCAACGGUACACUGCUCCUGGGCUUCCUGCGGCACCAUCUUGACAUUUUGCUAGACAGCAGCUGCGAGAAGAAGACUGUAUACAAUCUCAAGUCGUAUAUGUACUUUCGGAACUUCAAGGUUCGUGUGCACAAGCUGCAAGCAAAGCAUGAUGGCUACUCUUCGUUCCACAUCGCUGAUGAGAAUCCUGAGCAUGAAAGGUUGUUUGAUGCAGACGUCUGGCCCGAAAUUCAGGCACACCGCCGCCGCCUGAACGCCGCCGCACCAGCACGGAGCUCGCCGUCGCCAAGUGGUGGUGAACAGCAGUGUGACGUUCGCCAGUGUGGUGUGGCUCCGUUGUGCGCGGACAUUAGAGGACCUCGCUGUGGAUGUCCGCGCGCCUCAAGUAGGACGCCCGCCGAGGCAGCCGUAGCAGCAACCGUAGCAGCAGCAGCAGCGGCCGACCGAGCAGCCCUGGGCCCCGUGGCACCGCCAGCCGCCGUCGUGGCGACGCCGCCCAGUCCGCCGAGCCCGACGGCCGCCGCCGUUGUGCAGCAGCCGCCGCAGGCCUCGUCGCUCGUGCUGGCCACCCCGUCCAGCCUGGUGGCGGCCAAGGACUCGCGGUGGCUCCAGCUCGAGGUGUGCCGCGAGUACCAGCGGAACAAGUGCUCGCGCCAAGAUGCCGAGUGCAAGUUCGCCCACCCUCCGCCCAACGUGGAGGUGCAGAACGGACGCGUGAUCGCCUGCUACGACUCCAUCAAGGGUCGCUGUAAUCGAGAGAAGCCCCCGUGCAAGUAUUUCCACCCGCCACAGCAUCUGAAAGACCAGCUGUUGAUCAAUGGACGCAACCACCUGGCAUUGAAGAACGCACUGCUCCAACAGAUGCCACUGCAGGCCAUGCUUCCCGGACAGCUUCCGACGGCGGCCGUGGUAAGUCCCUACUGGUACCUGGGACACAUGCAGAGGCAGCAGCAACUGCAGCAGCAACAGCAGCAGCAACAGCAGCAACAGCAGCAAAGCUACGCGCUCUUCAACGGCUCCCUCGCUUCAGCCAAGGCUACCAGCCCAUAUAUGCCUGCACUGACAACAAUGGCAACAGCAUCUUCAUUUGGACAUUACUUGACGCCUAGUCCUGUUUUGCCUGGCAUGAUGACUGCGGACGCUGUGACGGCCCCUCUAAGCGUUGUGCCAGCUUCACUAGUGUCCCCACAAAAAGUGGCGCGCACUGAUAGACUUGAGGUGUGCCGGGAGUUCCAGCGUGGCACGUGCAAGCGGCCCGAGACGGAGUGCCGCUUUGGGCACCCGCCCGAGCACGUGGCGGUGGACAGCGGGGACGGGGCAGUCACCGUGUGCAUGGACUUCGUCAAGGGCCGCUGCUCUCGGGACCAGUGCCGCUACUUCCACCCUCCCCCGCACCUGCAGGCGCAGCUCAAGGCCACGCAGAGCCGGGCUGGCGCUGCCGCCGCUGCUGCUGCCGCUGCUAUGGCGACAGAGGGAGGAAGCACCGAUGUCGGAUUACAAAUGUACACUCAGCCGGGCCUGGGAGAUCCUUCCGCGAGCAAGAAGCGUCCCCGAGAGUCUGCAGAUGAAGUUGUCCUGUGUUGCUGCCCUGAGUCAUCAUUACCACAUCUGCUUGCACAAGACUUGUUUGACACCCAACAGACUGUCUAUGAGGUGUUUAGGCCUAACAUUGUGUUACUGGACACCCUGCCGGUGUGCCGAGAUUUUAAGUCAGGGCAGUGCAAGAGGCCCCAGUGUCGAUACGUGCACCUUGUUGAAGAGUUUGUCGAGGUGGUGGAAGGGAAGGUGACAGUGUGCCGCGACGCUGCCAAGGGUCGCUGUGCACGACCUCUGUGCAAGUACUACCAUGUGCCGGCGCUGUCCCUGAGCCCGCUCUGACAGCGCCCCCCUAGUCAGGCUUGGGGGCCCCCCUGGUUGCUCGAGGCGCUGUGUUGACAAGACUACUCUUAAAACCCAGGGGAAGAAAGUGGCACACAUGCCAGUCUGCAAAGUAUUUGUUCUGUCAAGUUUUUUUCCUUUGUUUGUUUGUUGUUUUCCAGAUUUUUGACAUACAUACACACACCACCACCACCAUGAACAUACACAUUUAUAAAUAUAUAUAUAUAUAUAUAUUAUAUAUCUAUAUUUUUUGUAAUAUCUGUAAAGUGUUUAUGUAGUGUUUUGUUUUGAGACAAACUUUUAAGGAAGGGCCGUUUUCAAGCGUGCUUUUAAAGUGUCCUAUGAAUUGACAAAUUUUUAAUGAAUUGUUAUAGCACUUAUUUGAACCCUUAGUGCAGACAAUUUAUGAGACAUUUUAACAAUGUAUUUUUCAUUGUGGAUGAAUAUUUGAUUAUAUAGGCCACUGCAAGAUCAUGCGCUUAACAAAUCUUGUUGUGUAAAUACAAGUAAUUACUAAGCAGGUUUUUUUUUUAUUGUAGUUUUAGUGAUCAUUGCUUAACAGGCUACUGCUGUUUAUAGCCUAAAAUUUUUACCACUGGUUCAGUAAUAACGAGGAUGAACAGUGCUGUCGUUAUUGUCAAGUUUUGUUGUUUGUGACUGACAUGCCAAGACCAAAGUCUUUACAAGCUUGAAACAAGGAAGGGGUGGACAAACCCACACCUAUGCAAACAUUACAUCUCUGAAAUGCACUGUCUGUGCAGUAGCAAGGCACAGGAAACUUCUUGGAGCAAAAUUUGUUAUGUAUGCUGCUUUCCUUGUUAGACUUGGUUGUUGUCUGUUCAGACUACCUUCUGACAGAGCUUGUGCAUUUUGUUCACCAUUCUCUCUUUCAUCGGUAGCAUGGAGAACACUGUUUCCAUAGGGGUAAAAGGUCUUUCUGAAUGCAGCUGUGGCCUUUAACCACUUUGCAAAAAACUUAGAGACUACAAUGUGCAAGAGAGACACCAUGUUGAAUUAAAACAUCCUUUGCAUCCGUAGCUGGCCUCAAGAACAUGAAUGGGUGCAUUUAUUUCAUCUCUGAUCAAAUACACUCCGUUUUGAACAAAUUUUCUUUUUUGUCUCGACAUGCGGCGACAAGGCUUGCUUCUCUGAGCAGGCCUUGGUGGUGACUUAAAUGCCAUUACUUAGACUGAGGCCUCCAGCCUUUUUUGCCCACGGGGAUGGUGCUAAUCUAAGGACAGUGCUACUGGGCAUGGUCCGAGACCAUGCUAAGCAACAGGCCUAGCCUUUGCCCACAAGGUCACACAAGCAGUAACACCAGAAAAGCUGUGCUAUACUAUAGACAGGGUGGGAGCGGUCCUUGUUAUGUGGGGGUCUUCUCAUCGCACUGCUUGUGUACAUAGGCGUAUCCCAUUCACUGUUCAUUUUCGUCUUGGUAGCAUGGAAACUUCAUUGUCCUUGAUAUAUAGCAUAUGCAUGCGAGCAAAAGAGAUAUUGUGUACACCUAUAUUUUUAUGCAAACACACACACACUUUACUGUUCUGUGCCAUAUUGUUUUCUUUUGUAACAGGUUUAUAUGAUUGCAAGUGUACUCUUUAUCAUAUCAUUGUUUUCAGUUUAUGUAUGUGCUUUUCUUAAAUUUUAGAGUUGUUUCAAGAUGCUCUUGUGAAAUCUGUGAAGUUGUUGCUGUCACAGGGAAGGGAGGUUUGUUGCUUUCUACAUUUCAAUGUCCCGCAUGAGUGCACUUAUUUUUCUGGGCGCCCAAAGAGCAGCAGCACACCUAAUGGCAGGAUUCCAUCCUUUAUUCAGUCCAGCUGUCCACGGCUGCGUUUUGCCUGGCGUGAAAGGGAAGCUCGAAAUGGGACCAAGUUUUGUCCUAGCCUGAUGCAACCUGAUUUGGCCGAGGAACAGGGUCGUCCCAGUGUGGCACCUAUUCAGGGGAAAAACAGUCGUCCAUUCUUCCUGGGAAUCAAAACGUCCAAAUCAAAAGCCUCACUAGCAGUGUGUACUUCGUGGCACCGUUUGAUCCGCUUUUGGCCCCUCGCAUCCACAGGAUUUGAGGCUACUUGGGCCUCGUGCCAGUCAAAGUAGUCUCGAAAAUGUCAGCGGACGAGUCCAGAUCAAGUAUAAGAAAUGGAAAACCAAGCAACAUCAGUGAAACAGUGCCUUUUUUUGUAAUAUGCAGGAAGUCUUUGUCAUCGCUACGCCUGGCUAACCCCCAUUGUUGCAGAUUUCCUUCACUACACAGUAGCAGGCUUUAUUGAGUUCUCCUCCUUUGGGUAUAUGUGUGUGCACGUCUGGCUUGCAUGUUUUGUCUCGGAGCCUGUUCAAAGAAGUGAGCAGGCAGUAGUUUGGCUGUUGGGCUCAUAGGCCAGUGAGGAAAACUCGUCAUAUACCUGUACAGUCCCCUCGACUCUUUGCUAUAAUGUGGUUGUCGGUGCUGUUUUGCUGGGUCAGAGGACUUCCUCGUAGCAUCCUCGGGCUGUUGUUGUACUACUUUUGUGGAGUGGUGUUCAAGGGGCCGCACUUUGGAUGGAGGACGCCACACAUAGGCGAGUGCCCUGCCACCGUGUGUUCAGGCUUCAUCACCUGGAAGGGCUGUCUAGUCGGGGCACAGGCUGCACUUCCCUUCUUCACGAUGCCCCUUGUCUGAGGCACACAACUUUCCUCUAACUUUAUUAGUUGAGUGUAAAAAAAGAAUGUGAUAUCUUUUUAUAUAUAUAUUAUAUAUAUAUUAUAUAUAUAUUAUAUCGACAUAUAUGAGAGAGAAAAGAAGAUGCAGUUAUGGCAUAGCAAUUUGUCGUCUACAAAUUCAACAUGCCGCCACCGCCGCCGCAGCCUCAGCAGCAGCCUUCGGAAAUGUUUCCUUGGUGCUUUGCCUCGGCAGGCCGUCUAGGAAGCGCUUGCGCCCCGUGCACUUUUUUGCUUGAUGAGUGAAUGUGUCCUCUGAUGCUGAUGAAUGUCCACUUUGUUGCAAGAGCAAGCUGGAAUGAGCCAGCAGCCAGACGCUUGCCUCUCUGCUUUGGGCAGCCACAACGAAGUUGGCCGAGGGCGUGCCGUCCUCCUUUUUUCCACUCCCUUGUGCUCCAGUGUAGUUUGCUGUUUUUCUCAUAGACAAAUAAAGUUGCCUUUGUAAUUGA